Ipomoea nil (Japanese morning glory) is the source of this 1713-nucleotide messenger RNA. RefSeq lists its product as uncharacterized. The coding region runs from base 1 to 1713 and encodes 570 amino acids. The transcript has 3 exons. The record is from RefSeq and is a predicted model, not a curated record. NCBI's taxonomy places the organism in Eukaryota, Viridiplantae, Streptophyta, Magnoliopsida, Solanales, Convolvulaceae.
AUGUCAAAUACUUCUGACACUCCUAUUGAAAUCUCUCAUGAUAAACCUUCUGAGUUGUUUUCUGUUGAUGCUGAAUCUGUGCUUCCUGUUGAGAAGCCUGAUAUUAGUCCGGAGUCUGUAUCACCCUUAUUAUCUGCUAAGCCUAUUGAAUCUGGUGAUCCACCUCAGUUGUCGACUGAAAAAUCUGUAUCUGCGAAACCUGACCUUGAGACUGAAUCUGAGAGAAAUGUUCACGAGUCUGUCAAUACUGAAAAAUUGAGUUUGGUUGUGUAUUUUGAGAAUGUUGAUCGUUCUGUGCUUUCUGUUGAUCCUGUGUCUCAUAUAUCUGAUAAGUCCUCUAUUGAGGAUUGCCCAGUUGAAGUUCCACAAAAGUUGUCUGUUGAGCCUGUUGCAGAACUGUCCGUGUGCCCUCGUCCUUCUGAGUCGAUUGAUGGUAUUCCUAUUUAUACAUCCUCCAACUUGGCUGAGAGCCUUGACCAUAUUCGGCACUUUGCGGGAUUACCUUCUGCCUCGAUAGACAAUGAUGAUGAAAGAAUUUUGGCUGAAGUCUAUGGAUCACAAGCUCCAUCCUUUGACCCAAUUGGGUCUCUGACAGUGGAAGAGACAGCUCACCCGGACUCCACAACGUUCAAAAUCAGAGAGGUCAUCAAGCUUCUUGCUUCCUCUACUGUUCAUGUGUCUGAGACCAGCAAUUCUGUAUCGCCAAACCCUACAAAGAGCUCCCCUGUCAGAGAAAUGAGAAAAGGAGAUGAACAUAUUGAAUCUACUCAACCAGAAAAGAAAAGAAAGUCAGCUGAUUCUGAGAAGGCUGAAAGUGAUCCACCGAUCAAACAAGUGUUUAAGACCCUGAGGUCUUCUGUUAAAAAUAAGGCUCCUACAGUUGUUCCAUCAACAACAACCAGAAAAAUGAAAGCUACUUCAAAAGCAAGAGGAAGGAGUGUUACUCCUGAUAUGCAGAUUGCCUCUGACAGCCCUGAUGCUUCUGUUUACACACCACAGUUUGUCUCAGCAACUGCUCAAGACAAAUGGAAUACAAUGGUGAGACGAGAGCUGAUUGUACAGAGAUCAGUUGACGAGAAUCAAUUGAAUUCAGUCUGCAAUAUUUUGCCUCUGCUAAGUGAGGUUGGCCUGCUGAAGAUAGUGACAUCCAUCUGCUCAUACUCAAAGUUGCUCACCUACGAGUUCUACUACAAUCUGAAUGAGGAGAUUGACAAUCUUACCAGUGAAAGGUGUCAACAGAUCUUUAUUACGGGAAAGUGGUAUGUGUUCCGACCAGACAUGAUUAAUGAGUACUCAGGGAUGAAGCCGGUUGAGGAAGAAGAAAUUUCUGACUGGGAUUUGGUUGCAAAGACUCUCACUGGAGGACUGGCUCCAGUUUGGCCAACAGGUGAUAAUGAUACCUUGUCAAGCUCAGAAUUUACCUCCAAGUUUGUUAUUCUGCACCGCAUUGCUUUGCACAACUGGCUUCCAUCAGCACACUUUCAUACUGUUGGAAAACAACUAGCUGCUCUUCUGUUUAGAAUUGGCACCAAGAUGACAGUUGAUCUGGGGAGAUGGAUCUUCUAUCAUAUUCUCACCUUGAUACAUCCCAGGGAACAGAAGGUACGACUUCCGUAUCCUAAUCUCAUCUUUGGAAUAUUAUCUUCACAAGGCCUGGUUCCAAUGCAAAGUGAGAUCAUUACUCCGUCUCUGCUGUAUACUGUCGAUCCAUGA